Macrosteles quadrilineatus (aster leafhopper) is the source of this 1794-nucleotide messenger RNA. RefSeq lists its product as uncharacterized. The coding region runs from base 230 to 1651 and encodes 473 amino acids. The transcript is spliced from 10 exons. Gene Ontology annotation, biological process: DNA double-strand break processing involved in repair via single-strand annealing; double-strand break repair via homologous recombination. The record is from RefSeq and is a predicted model, not a curated record. Lineage: Eukaryota; Metazoa; Arthropoda; Insecta; Hemiptera; Cicadellidae. Gene Ontology annotation, molecular function: flap-structured DNA binding; damaged DNA binding; double-stranded DNA binding. Gene Ontology annotation, cellular component: site of double-strand break.
UUAAGAAUGUCUAGGUCUAAUUUAUUUUAAUGAAUUAACUUUAAGAAGUUUAGUAUGCUAUUUUUAAUGCAUUUACAGUAUAUUUUUCUUGAUCGUUUAUAGUGGUUUCAUUAACAAGGGUAACUUAACUUACUUUAACUUCUGUUCCAAUGUAGAACACAAAAGUUUGGUGCUAGAAAGAAUAGCUUAUAGCAAUAGAUAGGAGAAAUAAUAGAAAUUAAUUCGCACUAUGGAGUCGUCCCUAAGCACAGUUGCAGACAUUAAUUCUCAAAUUUCAUUUCUUCAUCAGUUAUUAGGGAUUACUGAAAGUUUGAAGAAAAAAUGUAUAAAACUAGAAGAAGAAAAGAUCGAAGCUGUUAAAAGGUGUGAAGAAUUGAAAAUCUCACUGGAAAGGUUUAGAAACAGAAAGUGCACCAAUUGUUCUUUUCUAACAAAUGAGCUGAAGAAAGAAAGACAGGAUAAGGAAAAGUUGAAGAAAGAAGAAAAAGCCAAGCUGCUUAAAACUAUCGUUAAAACGUUAGCGAACAUAGAAGAUGGUAACACAAACCCUAUGAAUCAGAUGUUUACAGAAUUAGUAUGUGCUAAACUUAACCAAAGUCAGGAGUCAAAUCGUACAAGAGGAGUAUCUCUUAUUGAAGACACUGAGGAAAAUGGAGAUGAGGACAACUCUAAAGUACUAGUAGAUGAAACCAUAUUGGUUGAAGACAGUGAAAAUGUCUCUUGUCCAUCUGAAAAACGUACAAUUAUUAUCCCAGAAACCGAAGCUACAGAAAGCCCAAAGGAUGUUAUCUCAAAGAAAACCUCCAAGGAUAAAACAUCACCAAAGUAUAGAAGUAGGAACAUGAAUAAUUUAAAGGAAAAUAUCAUCUCUCUUGAAAAUGAAGAAGUUGUAGAACAAGCUAGCAAGAAGUUGCGACUUUCACCAAUUCUAUGUUCACAAAAUGUUUCUCCUUCAAGAGAGAAGCUGCAAGUGAACCAGACUGUUGCCAGCCCUUCAGUGUUGUCUGACAAUAUUGAGGCUGCUAAGGGCUCGAUACUAAGUUGUCAAAAUGACGCAGGACUGGCUUGGACCAUGAAGCCUGGAGGAUUAGUAGAGGCAGUGUCCACUAGUGCUCCUGGUGGCAAAAAACUUAAGCAAAUGACUUUGAGUCUUUCUCGACCAGAGAAGAAACAUGAUAUUUCACUUUCUGGAAGUUUCAAAGGAGGAGUGGCAAAGAACCGGGAUGAAGACAUAGACGUUAUCUUACCUAGCCCUGAGCAAAAUGCUAAGAAACUGUUUGGGAAAAAGACAUCAGCAGCAGAGACACUGGAAGACCCGGACAUGACAGUGUUUAACCCCAUGAUAACCAGCACCUGCCUGCCUGCCCCUGGAAACACAAGUUUUGACAGGCUGCCGGAUAUGCAGAAGAGUCCCAAGUACAAAUAUAGAAGAGAGACGGUUCGCAAGAAGACUGAGAGAAUGAGACUACCUGGCCAAGACUGUGAUGAAUGUGCCAAGUACUACGAAGCAGCAGGCUUGGACCAGUCUGUAGAUGUAAGAGCAAGACUUGACAAAUGUUCCAGACACAGGGACAAAUAUCAGCUGAGAGCAAACACACCUCCAGGUUUCUGGGACCCUGUUUUGCCAUUGACUCCAGAAGAAAACUUGUGAUGAAAUUAUCUCAAUUAUAAAUAAUAUUUAGUUAGUCAGAAUCUGGUUAGUUGAACUAAAUAUCAAUUUUAUGAAAAAAAUAUUGUGAUAUUUGGAUUAUGUGAUUUUACGACUCAUAAUUUUAAUGUUUUUAUGUUGUCUUA